AUGCCGAGGCUCUCGUUCCUCGCGCUCCUGCCGCUCGCGCACGGCGCCGAGCUCGCCCUCUCCAACCCCUCCUUCGAGUCGGCUGGCGGCUGGUCCAACCUGGCGACAGGCGCUGACGAGAUCUGGGCACCCGUGGCCGGCUCGAGGUAUGCGACGGUGCCGGCCGGCACCGAGCUGAGCCAGACGCUGUCUCACCAAGUACUGCCCGGAGCCACUUAUACCCUCGUCGCGUACUCGCGCUCCAUCCACCCCGAGUACGCGGGCAAGCUGCCGGACAACCUCAAAGGCCCGACAGAUGGAGUGAGGUACGACAGCGUCACCGCGGUGUCCAGCCUCAAGGUGGGCGGCACCGCCGUCGCAGCCUCCAGCGCCCUCGUGAGCCCGCCGCGGCUCAGCGGGCCGGCCGUCACCAUCCCAUCUGAUGACGGCACCAACGUCUUCUUUGACGGCGAGUACCGUCUGCACGUGGCUGGUAGCAUCGCGUGGCAGCAGGUGGCAGAGGACCCGAUCGCGGACCCGUGGAAGGACGGGGGCGAGCUGGUUGAGUGCAUGGCGCAGGCGCCGAUCAUCACGCCGCAGGGGCUCAAGGCCGUCUUCUGCACCUUCUACGACGACUCCGAGUUCCGCCUCAUCAGCAAGAUCGAGAUGACGGUCCUGAAGCACGUGGGCAGCGAGCGCCCGUGGGCCAUCGACGCACACCUGUACUACGACGAGGAGGCCGGCAGGCUGUGGAUGUCGUGGGGCGGGCAUGUGGGGUGGGUCUGCGAGCUCGACCCAGCCAGCGGCAAGAUCCUCGACCCAAACACAAACGCCCCUGUCGCGAGCCCCGACUUUUCGAGCCACGCAACCUCUCCGCUGCCGGUGCACACGCGCAUCCUCGGCUGGGCCGGAGGCAUGAUCCCGGCCGGCUACCCGCCGGAUGCCUUCGCGCCGCCAGACUGGUGGGACGACGAGGGCGACCGCUGGAGCACGGCCUACAUGGAGGGCCCUGCGAUAUGGAAACAGGCCACCGCAGAGGGCACCUUCUGGUACGCGUGCGGCACAUACGGCGCCCUGGACGCAAAUUACAACAUCCGGUGCUGCAGAGCGCCGUACGCAUCGUCGGCGCUUGGGCCCUACUACGACCGCGCGGGCAUCGCGUGCACGAGCUGGGACCCACAGGUUGAGCGGUACGGCGCGACGAUGCUGCUCGCCGCCGACGGCGACCAGCUCGUUCCGGGCCACCCGCAUUUUUGGAGUGAGGCCUCCGGGGCGACGUUCGUCGGCUUUGACGUCCGCAAGGGGUCCUCCACGGACGGCGCCGCCGAAGACGUGAUGGGGAUCCGCAAGGUGAACUGGGUCGACGGCUGGCCCUCCAUCUGGACGCGGCUCGAGACGCAGUGGACGGCAGACGCGGCGAGCGCUGGUCAGGUGCUCAGCGUUGCGCUGAAGAAUGCGGGAGAGGCCUCGUCGACUGCCGGCACGGUGCUGGAUACGGUGAUUGUCGGUGCCGGCGGCGCCGGCCUCUUCGCCGGAUACACCUUGCAGCGGAAUGGCUACGAGUCCUUCCGGCUCCUGGAAGCGUCGUCCAGUGUUGGUGGCCGGAUCCGGGACGUCCCUGCAGACUUUACCGGAGACGGCUUCCGGCUCGACCUCGGCGCGGCGUUCGCGUUCAAUGGCAUCGACGGGUUGCGACAGGUUCUUGACCUGAACGAAGAUGAGGAUUUUGACACCCCGGUGUCCCUCUUCGACCCUGACAACACGCGUUCGUGCGACAUCAGCAGCGGCGGCAGCGUGACGUGCGAGACGCUCGAUGGGUCGGGAAUUGUCGAGGAUGUGUUUGUCAACGGAACCUACUUUGGCUACCUCUCCAGGUACGUCAUCCCGUAUGUGAACAGCAAGAUCGAGCUGGACACCCGCGUGACCACGGUGAACUACAGCGAUGGUGACUGGGUCACGGUCUGUACCUCGAGCGGGCAGACCUAUCAAGCCAAGUCCGUCGUCAUGGCCGUGCCACUCGCCGUGCUCCAAGACGGGGCCAUUGCCUUUGAGCCGCCCCUUCCACCAAGCUACCGGAAUGCGAUAGAUUCGAGGCCAAACGUGGGCGGCCUUCGCUUCUGGGUCGAGUUCAGUGAGCGGUUCUACGCGGAGAACUUGCAGAUCUUCCGAGAGGACAGCUUUGCGACGUACUACUUCGACGCGACGUUUGGCGAACCCGCCGCAAGCGGCCGGCAUAUUGUAACCAACCUGGGCAUCGGACAGAACGGUCUUGCUGCUUUAUCUGACGACGAGGUUAUCGAACGGGUCCUUGACGACCUUGAUCGAGUGUACAACGGAGAUGCCCGGCGGACGUACGUGCAGCAUCGUGUCCAGAACUGGUCGGCCGAACCGUCGCGAGGAGUCUUCUCGGACGAUUCGCCCGGCGUCGAGCCGCACUAUGACGUCUAUGCAGAGCCAAUAGACGGCAGGCUCUACAUCGCCGGCGAGUUCGCCAUCGAGGGCCGGGCCUUUUUCGAAUCCGGCAGGAACACAGCUGAGAAGAUCAUCGAGGCCAAGCCACGCUCGGAGGCUCAGUGCCGUGCGGCGGCGCAGAUCCUGGCGGCAUUAGGCUGCGGAAGGUGCGCAGUGGAAUGGGACGGUACGGAGAGGGACAGUGGCGCGCCAAGCGGCUGCUACGCAUGGGACGGAGAGCUCCUCUAUUGGAACACACACGGCAGAGGCGGCUCCAACCGCGACUCGCAGCCGGUAUGCGUGAGCGACGACGCCGGCUUCCUUGCAGGCAAUACGCUCUUCCUCGGCGACAGCGACAUUCAGCUCUGGCAGACCCACGAGCGCUUCGACGUCUCGUACAACGUGGGCGUUGGCGGCUAUACGUGCAAGGAUGUGCUCAAUGAUGGGCUCGAUGCGCUCCUCAGGGAGUUUGCGCCAGCGGUCGCCGUGCUCGUCUGCGGUGAGAACGACCUCGCAGACGGCACCGGAGUCACUAACACAUUCAAACGCUUCCGCGACGUGGUGAAUGCGAUGCGCGCUCGCGGCACGAGGGUCGUGUACAUGGGCACAAAGCCAGAGCCCGACACCACCAACCUCCACUCCAAGUACCGGAGGUAUGACGCACAGAUCCGGGAUUUCGCGACGUCGCUCGCGGCGGGCCAAGGACUGGCGCCGUUGGCAAUGGUGGACGUGUAUGCCAGCUUUGAGUCACUUGGCAAUCCGACCUCACUCUACGACUCGGACGGAUUGCAUCUGAGCAGUGAUGGCUACGCAUACUGGACGGCCUGGGCUACCGCGGCGAUCGCCGAGGAAGCUUGCAUCGAGUGGCGAAGUGGCGUAUGCGUGUCCUCGAUCUCGCCCUCCCCGUCGCCGAGCCCGUCGCCCUCACCGAGCCCGUCGCGCCGCAAGGUCGAGUGCGGCCGGGCCGGGCGCUGCUCGGAGGACGCGGGGUGGGCAGACCCGAGCGAGAAGCACGAGGUGCGCUGCUGCUCCGACACGAACCUGGGCGGCGGGUGGCGCCAGAACGGCGGCUGCGACGUGUGGGCCGAGUCGAACGGGCCAGAGAUGGGCGACUGCCACGAGCGCAAGACCUUCGUCGAGGCCGCGGCCAUCUGCAGCGACGCCGGCGCCCGGCUCUGCACCGCCGCAGAGCUGCGCGCCGACUGCACCCGCGGCACGGGCUGCGGCCACGACGCUCAGUUGGUCUGGUCGAGCGAUGCACAGGCGUCGCCGUCGCCAUCCCCAGCGCCAUCCCCAGCGCCGUCCCCGAGCCCGGUGCCGUCGCCCGGGCCCGCGCCGCCGUAUCCGACCGAGCCGUGCGCGGGCAGCGCCAACUGCGCCGCCCCCGACGGGCCGAGCCAGCAGUGCGAAGACGACGCCGGCCCUCCGUGGGAGGACGACCCCACGAGCCGCCGCUACCACGACGGCACGCCGGCGACGCCCGUGCUGGCCGACGGCGCCUGCCCCGAUCCGCUCGCCGCGUCGUGCGCCGCCAAGGGCGUCAAGGCGGCGCACCUCGACGGGCCGAUCGACUGCGGCGGCGGCGGCUGGUUCUGCCGCAUCCUGCCCCAGGCAGGGUGGGUGCCCGAGGGCGGCUUCCGCGACUCCAACUUUGCGCACUGCUCCACCCCCGACGCGGACGAGCUCGACACGGACGGCCACUGCCACGGCUCGGACACGGAGGACACGUACGGCUGGUGGGUCCGCGACCACUGGCAUCGGGGCUACGCCGGCACGCUGCACUGCUGCUGCGGCUGGGGCCCGGAGGCGCUCGGCGGGGUGGUCAACCGGUGCGACUACCGCCGCUCGAUCGAGCCGUCGCAGCUCGACUCGUGCCGCGACGCCAACGAGGACCAUCCGCCCGGCUCGCCGCUCUUCGACUUUGACGCGGGCGGCUCGUGCGAGGCGUACCCGCUCAAGCCCGACCCGGUCGACGCGACCCCGGGCCAGUGCUGGACGGUGACGCACUUUGCCGAUCCCGAGUCCGUGCCGAACCCGUCCGACCCGACGUGGAAUCAACCAGAGCAAGGCAUGAUCUCUCAGCAACGGCGCUACUCAGUAUCUGUGCCAGCAAGCGGGUCUGAGGCGCGCCUGCCACUGAUCAUCGCGUUGCAUGGCGCCGGCGGGGAUGGGACCUCCAUGCUGGGUGAGGCGCUGGACGGCCCUCUCGCGCCAUUCCGGCAGAGCCACAUCGUGGUUGCUCCGACUGGCUACGACAGGGGGUGGAACAUCUACUCCGAGGGCACCAAGGCGCCCGACGUCGACUUUAUCGCGCAGCUCGUCGACGUGCUGGCCUCGUUCAGGAACGUUCGCCCCUCCGGCAUCGUGCUCUACGGCUGCUCCAACGGCGCCGCCCUGAUUCAUCGCCUGAUGAUCGAGCUCGACGAUGACCGCAUCACCGCCGCCGUUGCCGACGGAGCGCAGCUCACUCGCAAGCAGUUCCACGACGACUCCUUCUACGUCGGCGGCGUAGACAAUGAGUACGAGCUCGCGACGACGCUUCCGCAACUCGGCUCACGCGAGGUUCUGUUCACCCACGGCACCGCGGACGGCGUGAUCCCAUACGACGGCGGAUACGUGGACUUCCUGGACGUGACCUUCCACUCUGUGCAGGCGGCCGCGCAGGCUUACGCCUCCAAGAUUGCGAUUGCAGCGGGCUCGAGCACCACCACCAGCGGCAGCUACGAGACGACGAGCUACGCUGACGGCAAGGUGCAGGUCGUUGCAAAGGAGCGUGGCGGCCACUGCAUCCUCUUUGAGCAGAGGGGCGAGCCGCUACGUGCCGCCUUCGCCGGCAUCGUGGAACGGGCGAGCGAAGCGCCGCCGCCUGUUCAGACGCACCGCAUCAGCUGGGGAUUCGACAUCUCCCAGGCCAAUGUCACAAUCCGACCCGGCGAUACAGUCACUUGGAUGUUCGAUCAGGCCGAUAUCCCGCACGACGUGGUCAGUGGCCUCCGUGACGCCGCGGACGCUGGCAGUCUAUUCAAGUCGGAGCGGCAGUCAACCGGCGAGUUCAGCUACACCUUUGCCAACACGGGUGUCUUCCCAUAUCACUGUACGCCACACUUCUCGAUGCGUGGUGCGAUCACCGUCGAGUGCGGCCGGGCCGGGCGCUGCUCGGAGGACGCGGGGUGGGCAGACCCGAGCGAGAAGCACGAGGUGCGCUGCUGCUCCGACACGAACCUGGGCGGCGGGUGGCGCCAGAACGGCGGCUGCGACGUGUGGGCCGAGUCGAACGGGCCAGAGAUGGGCGACUGCCACGAGCGCAAGACCUUCGUCGAGGCCGCGGCCAUCUGCAGCGACGCCGGCGCCCGGCUCUGCACCGCCGCAGAGCUGCGCGCCGACUGCACCCGCGGCACGGGCUGCGGCCACGACGCUCAGUUGGUCUGGUCGAGCGAUGCACAGGCGUCGCCGUCGCCAUCCCCAGCGCCAUCCCCAGCGCCGUCCCCGAGCCCGGUGCCGUCGCCCGGGCCCGCGCCGCCGUAUCCGACCGAGCCGUGCGCGGGCAGCGCCAACUGCGCCGCCCCCGACGGGCCGAGCCAGCAGUGCGAAGACGACGCCGGCCCUCCGUGGGAGGACGACCCCACGAGCCGCCGCUACCACGACGGCACGCCGGCGACGCCCGUGCUGGCCGACGGCGCCUGCCCCGAUCCGCUCGCCGCGUCGUGCGCCGCCAAGGGCGUCAAGGCGGCGCACCUCGACGGGCCGAUCGACUGCGGCGGCGGCGGCUGGUUCUGCCGCAUCCUGCCCCAGGCAGGGUGGGUGCCCGAGGGCGGCUUCCGCGACUCCAACUUUGCGCACUGCUCCACCCCCGACGCGGACGAGCUCGACACGGACGGCCACUGCCACGGCUCGGACACGGAGGACACGUACGGCUGGUGGGUCCGCGACCACUGGCAUCGGGGCUACGCCGGCACGCUGCACUGCUGCUGCGGCUGGGGCCCGGAGGCGCUCGGCGGGGUGGUCAACCGGUGCGACUACCGCCGCUCGAUCGAGCCGUCGCAGCUCGACUCGUGCCGCGACGCCAACGAGGACCAUCCGCCCGGCUCGCCGCUCUUCGACUUUGACGCGGGCGGCUCGUGCGAGGCGUACCCGCUCAAGCCCGACCCGGUCGACGCGACCCCGGGCCAGUGCUGGACGGUGACGCACUUUGCCGAUCCCGAGUCCGUGCCGAACCCGUCCGACCCGGCGCCAAGCCCCAGCCUGCCCGCGCCCGCGCCGAGCCCGUCGGUGGGGCGCACGCUCGAGUGCGGCAGGCGUGGCAGGUGCGGCAGCGGCGCCGGCCAGUGCUCGGCUGCCGAUACCUUGCACGAGGUGCGCUGCUGCUCCGACUCGCCCAUCAACGGCUGGACAAAGCGUGGGGACAGCUGUCCGUGGGCGGAGUCGGACCGCGGCAUGGAUGGCUGCCACCAUGACAAGCCUCUGCUCGAGGCCGAGGCCAUCUGCAGCGACGCCGGCGCCCGGCUCUGCACCGCCGCCGAGCUGCGCGCCGACUGCACCCGCGGCACGGGCUGCGGUCACGACGUCGAUCUGAUCUGGUCGAGCGACGCGUGCGAUCCUGACGACGACCGGCGCCAGCUCUCGAGCUCUUCUCAGCGGCGACUGAGCUCGUUCGCUCCCCUCGCAGCGGACGGCGGGUCGGCGCACAGCUCCGCGCAGCGCGAGAGCGCCGCGGUUCCUUCUCCGCUCCUUGCGGUGGGCGCAGUCCUGGCGCUGGCCGCCAUCGCGUGGACCGUUGCUCGGCCCGAGCGCGACUCCACCACGGUCACAGCGGAGCCGACGGCGCCUGGCUCCGGCGACUCAGCGAUGGCGGGAUUUUAA
Emiliania huxleyi CCMP1516 is the source of this 7290-nucleotide messenger RNA. RefSeq lists its product as hypothetical. The record is from RefSeq and is a predicted model, not a curated record. Gene Ontology annotation, molecular function: copper ion binding; electron transfer activity. The transcript is spliced from 10 exons. The coding region runs from base 1 to 7290 and encodes 2429 amino acids. Lineage: Eukaryota; Haptophyta; Isochrysidales; Noelaerhabdaceae.